This is a messenger RNA of Camellia sinensis, 1512 nucleotides long. The record is from RefSeq and is a predicted model, not a curated record. NCBI's taxonomy places the organism in Eukaryota, Viridiplantae, Streptophyta, Magnoliopsida, Ericales, Theaceae.
AUGAGCGUCUUAAAUCAUUACUUUAAGGAAUUCAGUAGUUAUCCUGAUGCAGUCAAAUACGUCAUGGAUACUUGGUUGGUUCCUUACAAGGAGAAAUUUGUGGCGGCAUGGACAGACACGUGUAUGCAUUGUGGCAAUGUUACAACGAACCGGGCUGAAAGUGCACAUGCAAAACUUAAAAGACAAUUAGAUUCAUGUCAAGUCUCAUUUCAGGCAUCAUUUGAGAAAAUACACAGCCUGCUUGAGUUGCAACACACUGAUAUCAAGGCUUCAUUUGAGAAAAGUCUAACUGUUAUGCAACAUCAAUUUAAACCUUUUCAGUUCAGGGCGCUAUGGGAUAAUGUAUCUAUCUCUGCAUUGGAGUAUUUGCUUGUAGAGAGUAAGAGAGCCAAUUCCAUUUGUAUUGAUGUUGAAGCUUAUGGAUGCGUCCUUCGCCACACUCAUGGUUUACCUUGUGCCCAUGAGAUUGCUGACUACAUCAAACAAGAUCGUCCUAUACCACUUGCUACCAUACACUCACAGUGGAGGCAACUUCAUAUCUCCAUAUGCAAGAAAGAAGAGGAAAUGGAGGUGAGUUAUCAUGCAGAAGUAGAGUUGUUUGUGAACAAGUUUAAUGAAAGUGAUAGAACCACGCGGUUGGAGCUUUUGAAGAAGUUGAAAGAGAUUGUAUAUCCGGGAAACACUUUUCUUAUUGAGCUGGAGGUGAAGCCCAAAACACGUCCUCGGGAUCAUAAAAAGAUCAAUGUUUCUACCCGUCGUGACCCGUGUGCAUUUGAGUUGGUGCAAUCUGGACAUGAUUCUUUCUCACCUAGGGACACUCAAAUCACUACAUUAGCUUCUACUUUGGAAACCAAGAAGAAGCGACCUGUUAAGAGAAAGGAGAAGGUGAAUAUGAAAUGGAAGGUAUACAUUACUAGAACAGUGAAACCUGGUGCAUAUGUUAAUGCUUUCCCUUCUGGGUUGAAACCAUACAUUAAGUUUGUCAAGGAUGUAGCUGCAGAUGGGAAUUGCGGUUUCAGGGCUAUAGCUACUUCAAUUGGUCAUACAGAAGAUGAUUGGGCUCAGGUUAGGCAUGAUCUGUUAGGUGAGCUGCACACACACAAAGAGGAAUACAUUACACUUUAUGGGUCCUACGAAAGAACAGUGCCAGUACCUCAACUUGAUAGACGUGAGAUUGCCAUUGGAUUUGUCAACGGAAAUCAUUUCGUCCAGUUCAGGGAAGCUAUUGGGAUAAUGUAUCCUAUCUCUGCAUUGAGAGGAUUUGCUUGUAGAGACAUGCCCAGUACCGUCGAACUUGAUAGACGUGAGAUUGCCCAUGGAUUUGUCAACGGAAAUCCAGUUCGCCAGCCAGGCCAUCCAGUUCCUCCUAUAGCCACAAAUUGGCGAAAAUACCGUCACCCUUGCGUUGUCGACUGGGAUGAUGCAUAUGUGCGUCGCAUUCAACAUUUCAAGGACAUUAUUCAUGAUAAUGUAGCUACUCGAGAGACAUUUGAUGUUGUUGAUGUCGCAUGA